Phacochoerus africanus (Common warthog) is the source of this 6044-nucleotide messenger RNA. RefSeq names its product protein tyrosine phosphatase non-receptor type 11 (gene PTPN11). The record is from RefSeq and is a predicted model, not a curated record. Gene Ontology annotation, molecular function: protein tyrosine phosphatase activity. Lineage: Eukaryota; Metazoa; Chordata; Mammalia; Artiodactyla; Suidae. The transcript has 16 exons. The coding region runs from base 211 to 2004 and encodes 597 amino acids. Gene Ontology annotation, biological process: protein dephosphorylation.
GCGGGGGAGAAGGAGGAGCGAACCGAGGUUGGGGGGCGGCUGCACAGUCUCCGGGAUCCCCAGGCCUGGAGGGGGGUCUGCGCGCGGCCGGCUGGCUCUGCCCCCCGUCCGGUCCCGAGCGGGCCUCCCUCGGGCCAGCCCGAUGUGACCAGGCUCAGUGGAGCCUGAGCAAGGAACCGGUCCGUCGCGGAGCCGGAGAGCGGGAGGAACAUGACAUCGCGGAGAUGGUUUCACCCAAAUAUCACUGGUGUGGAGGCAGAAAACCUACUGUUGACAAGAGGAGUUGAUGGCAGUUUUUUGGCGAGGCCCAGUAAAAGCAACCCUGGAGACUUCACACUUUCCGUUAGAAGAAAUGGAGCUGUCACCCACAUCAAGAUUCAGAACACUGGUGAUUACUAUGACCUGUAUGGAGGAGAGAAAUUUGCCACUUUGGCUGAGUUGGUCCAGUAUUACAUGGAACAUCAUGGGCAAUUAAAAGAGAAGAAUGGAGAUGUUAUUGGGCUCAAAUAUCCUCUGAACUGUGCAGAUCCUACCUCUGAAAGGUGGUUUCAUGGACACCUCUCUGGGAAAGAAGCAGAGAAAUUAUUAACUGAGAAAGGAAAACAUGGUAGCUUUCUUGUGCGAGAGAGCCAGAGCCACCCUGGGGAUUUUGUUCUCUCUGUCCGGACAGGAGAUGACAAAGGGGAGAGCAAUGAUGGCAAGUCUAAAGUGACCCACGUCAUGAUCCGCUGUCAGGAACUGAAAUAUGACGUUGGUGGAGGAGAACGGUUUGACUCUUUGACAGAUCUUGUGGAGCAUUACAAGAAGAAUCCUAUGGUAGAGACAUUGGGCACAGUACUACAACUCAAGCAGCCCCUCAAUACAACUCGUAUCAAUGCUGCUGAAAUAGAAAGUCGAGUUCGAGAACUAAGCAAAUUAGCUGAGACCACAGAUAAAGUCAAACAAGGCUUUUGGGAAGAAUUUGAGACACUACAACAACAGGAGUGCAAGCUUCUCUAUAGCCGAAAAGAGGGUCAGAGGCAAGAAAAUAAAAACAAAAAUAGAUAUAAAAACAUCCUGCCCUUUGAUCAUACCAGGGUCGUCUUACAUGAUGGUGAUCCCAAUGAGCCUGUUUCAGAUUACAUCAAUGCAAAUAUCAUCAUGCCUGAAUUUGAAACCAAGUGCAACAACUCAAAGCCCAAAAAGAGUUACAUUGCCACACAAGGCUGCCUGCAAAACACGGUGAAUGACUUUUGGCGGAUGGUAUUUCAGGAGAACUCCCGAGUAAUUGUCAUGACAACAAAAGAAGUGGAGAGAGGAAAGAGUAAAUGUGUCAAAUACUGGCCUGAUGAGUAUGCGCUAAAAGAAUAUGGGGUCAUGCGCGUUAGGAACGUCAAAGAAAGUGCCGCUCAUGACUAUACAUUAAGAGAACUUAAACUUUCAAAGGUUGGACAAGCUCUACUCCAGGGGAAUACGGAGAGAACGGUCUGGCAAUACCACUUUCGGACCUGGCCGGACCAUGGAGUGCCCAGUGACCCCGGGGGUGUGCUGGACUUCCUGGAGGAGGUCCACCACAAGCAGGAGAGCAUCAUGGAUGCAGGGCCUGUGGUGGUUCACUGCAGUGCUGGAAUUGGCCGGACAGGGACGUUCAUUGUGAUUGAUAUUCUUAUUGACAUCAUCAGAGAGAAAGGUGUUGACUGCGACAUUGACGUUCCCAAAACUAUUCAGAUGGUGCGGUCUCAGAGGUCAGGGAUGGUCCAGACAGAAGCACAGUACCGAUUCAUCUAUAUGGCCGUCCAGCAUUAUAUUGAAACACUACAGCGCAGGAUUGAAGAAGAACAGAAGAGCAAGAGGAAAGGGCACGAAUAUACAAAUAUUAAGUACUCCCUAACGGACCAGGCAGGCGGAGAGCAGAGCCCCCUCCCGCCUUGUACCCCAACGCCAUCCUGCGCAGAAAUGAGAGAAGAUAAUGCUAGAGUCUAUGAAAAUGUGGGUCUGAUGCAGCAGCAGAAAAGUUUCAGAUGAGAAGACUCGCCAAGACUUCAAGCACAGAAAUAGAUGUGGACUUUCACCCUCUCCCUGAAAAGAUCAAGAAUAGAUGCAAGAACGUUUACAUGAAGAAUGAAUUUGAAUUUGGGAGGCUUGCAUUGUGGUUGACCAACUACCUUUUGAUAAGCAAAUUUGAAACCAUUUAGAGACCACUGUAUUCUAACUCACCCAUCCCUGAUUUCCAAUUACUCAUGUCCUCAGAUAAGAAGAAAUCAUCUCUACAAUGUAGACAGUGUUAUAUUUUAUGGAAUUUUGUUUUAAACCGAGGAAACAGUUAAACUGUGCUUUAUAUUUUACAGAUGAUAGUGAUUCAAAUUUUAGUUAUUGGCAUUUUUUUCUUUUGAUAACCUCAACAGAUUUAAUUUUUCCCCCCUCUUUGUGGGGGAUGAUAGGGCACUUGUAGGAGGAAAAAUGAUUUGGGGUAAUUAAUAGCAUCCUAUUCUAUAGAAGUGAGAACAGUUUCAUUUAUCAUCACUUAUCCAGUAGUGGAUAAUUCAUUUUGAUGGCCUCUUAUUUUGGCUAAAUGGUAAUUAAGCCAGUGUCCCAGAUUGUCUGCCUUUGCAUUGCCGUUGAAAAAAAUCAUGGGGGGAAAAAUCCUGGGAACUUAGGAUAAAAGGUAUGCUUUUAGCUGUUGACCAAUUACCAUUCAGCCUGUUGACUGAGAAAGUUGUGGUGGGAAAAUGUUUGCCAUCUUUUCAUUUGAGUAAUUGUCUUGUAUUUAGGAAAAAAAUGCAUCUGUGGAUAACCAGUUUUGGAUUAUCAUUUGUUGUGGAUGAACCACCCCAAAACUGAGUGGCUUAAAACAGCAGCUUGCUUUUCCCCACCAUUCUUCAACCUGGGCUGGGCUCAGCGGAGCGGUUCCUCUCCUUGUCAUGCUGGUGGUCAGCAGGAUGGCUGGGCCUCUUUGUCUGCAUGCGAUUCUCAGGUCUCUCCUCCACAUGACCUCGCCAGUGGAAUACCUGGAUCACAUUCAUGGCAGCUCAGAGGUCCCAAAGGUAUAAAGCAGUAGUGGCCAGUCCUUCUUAAGACUUAAACCCAGAAGUGUCUCAGCAUCACUUCUGCUGCCCUCUAAUGAUGAAAGCCAGUUCCAGACUGAGCCCAGAUUUGGGAAGAGGGGAUUGCAGCAGGAUAGGAAGUGGAGGUGAGGUUCAUUGGAGGCCCCCAGUGAAACAGACUGUCAGAACCAGUGCCAUGGAAAAACAACUAAAAACAAGUUAGCCGAGGUAGAACCUGCUAGUGACCUUGGGAAGUCGAAGCUGGUUAUGAUAGCUGGUGAAAGCUGGAAAUCAGACAGAAACAAAGGGCCUUCAGCGAGCUUUUGGAACCAGUUCUGCUGGUUCUCAGCAUAUUUUCUGAACCAUCACUUGGGGAAACUGGUUUCUUAAGGAUUGACGUGUUUGGGAGGGCAGAGCAUUUGAAAGCAGAACCACCUCGUUGCUGCGGCCCCCGCAGAGGGAGGUAAGUGGGGUGCUUUCUUCACGCCAGGGGAUUCAGUCGGGCCCCACACCCAUGCAUGCAGCCGGGUGCAGUGAGGAGGAGCAGUCGGAAUGAGGCCACUAGACAGAUUGAAUUGCAGUAGCUCAUUUUUGUUUUAAUCAAGCAGUGAGAUUUGCUAACGUUCUACCUGAAGUGCCUUCUCCAAAGACAUCCCUCUUUGCCCUGUGUGUUGAGUCACCAUUUCAUGAGUGUAUUUCAAUUAAAGUAUCAUUGGUGGACUUGUAAAGAUAGUAAAAUGCCCCAGCAGCUUUGCCGUUAAGUCAUGGUCUCCUUAAUCGGAUUCUUCUUGCUUUGUCUCCUGAAAAGGAAGGACUAGGUCCGGCUCAGGUAGUAGUUCCUUUCUAAGGUCUUUUCCUCCCUGGAAACCCUGAGGCCUUUUGGGGAGAGCCUGGCUGCUGUUUUUACAGACAAAGUGGACGUAGAUUCCUCACCCCACCCCCACUUCCCACCCCCCAUCCAUUGAACUUGGAAUUGCCUCAGAGCACAGGUGUAAGAGGAAUGUAAGCGACUACUGUCUUCUUGUUAAGCCUGUAAAGAGAGAUUCCAGUUCAGUAUUUGCAGCAAAGAUCUUGAAUCCUAUUAUUUUUAUUGCAUCGUCACAUUGAAUGGUUCUCGUUUUUUGCCUUGACUUUGUGGUAAUGUUUUGACUCUGGACUUUGGGGGCAAGGUCUUUCACCAGCAUACAAGGGUUUGAUUGUACAAUAUAUCUGCUGCAUUAACGUCUCUGCCUGUAGCGUAAGAUCAGUUGUUUUUGCACUCGGAAUGGAAACACCUGAUCCUGGCCAGCUUCAUUUGCAAUAGGAUGUUGAUUUCAUUUAGAUUUCCCUCCACGAAGUCAGCAAGCUAUCAUGUGAUAGAAAGUGAUGCCAAGACAAAAUUGUAAUAGGCCCUAGGUUGCUAAGGUUUGUCAUGUGUUGGGUAAAGAUGAUGGCAGGUUCUCAGAUACGAUAACAUGGUAUGGAUUCAGGUGGAGGGGCUGUGAAGAUGGGGGGGGCGGGGGAGUGGGGCUCGAGGUGUUAGAAAUAGUGGAAAUGAAAGUUCCAAAGAGGUGGUUUCUGAGGAAGUCAGAGGGCCUGGGGCCAGAGCAGUCAGUAAUAGUUGAACAGGUUACCUGGAAAAUAGGUUUGAUAGGUACAUGUAUGCAGUCUGCUUCUGGGUUGCUGGUAGACAUUAAAUUUGCACAAUAUCCCAUAGCUGGCUAAGUAUUUUAAAAUUGUAAGCAUAGGAUUUUAUAUUUGGGGUGAAGAAGCUAUCUGGCACAUGGUAUUAGGGUUUUUUUUAAGAAGCCAAAUUUCACAGUCUUAAUAGCUUUUUUAAAAAAACCAGACGCCUCAUAUCUAGGGUGUGGCCCUCUUGAAAAUUCUGGUCAUCUCUCCCUUUGAAAUCAGCGACAUUUCAAACGUGGCUAAACGGGGGUGAGAAAACACAUGUAUGAGUUUCUUGGUAUUGAUGUGUUCUUCACGGAGCCCAGUUGCUUUGGAAGAGCCAAGAAAAUCAUCAAGAUUAUCUUUAGGGUCUUUUAAGGGGUUAUCAAGGGUUUACUGGGGUUUUUAAGAACUAAUAUAAUGUCUUGGGUUAUUUCCAGUUCAGAGGAAUGUGGAAAAAGGUAUGCAAUUGUGAAGUGUUUUGUUGUAGUUUAUUAAUAUGUAAGGGAAACUUAGACUGUAGACAUAAGUAAAACCCAGUGGAGUUUUUGUUUUCUGUAUGUUGUUGGGGAAUAAAGUUUUAUAUAGCAAGCACAUGGCCUCCCUGAUUUCAAUAUGCCUUUAUUAGGAUCUUUCUUAGCCCCUAAUUUUGUUGAAAUCUUUUUCGCUCUUCCUCCUGAAAAAUAAGCUCCAAAAUAUAGUUUAUUGUAUCUUCCAUCCUUUAAAAGUUUGAUUCUUUUUCACUACGGGCAGUUCACACAAGGCAAAAAUAUUAAACAGUUGGUUUCAGUGUGUUGUAUAACUUUGCUGUAUAUCAAACUAAUUUUUACAAGUUUUCAUCCUAAACCUCAAAUCAUGUAAUUAAUAAUUUGCCUGUUUAUUUAUGACCUAAUUGUGAUUCUUUUAUUAAUAAAAGCUAAUGGAAAAGGAUCCUUUAAGCUGAUGACUAGACCUACAGUUAAUUUUCCUGCAGUAUAUGAAGUAUUGUACCAGAGUAUUAAAAGAUAUGUAAUAUUUUAUUGAUAAAUCUAUCCUUUAAAAGGAAUACGUUUUAGGAUGUCAUCAUUUUGAUGUGAAUCAUGUAAAUGUUGAUAAUAUGCACUGUUUAUUAUACAUUUAGUGUUUCAGGAGAUUCACUUAAUUGCCUUUUUGCCCACGUAUAUUAUGUAGUCUUUGCAAUUGUUUUUAAAAAAAAAGACAUUAAAAAAAAUAGUUUAUGUAGAGAAACAUUAGUGGAUGUUAAUUGUCUCCCCACCUGUAUUUAUGGGUGUUAGUUCAACUGCUUUGCUAGUUGCAAAGCCGUAUUAUCAGAGUAAAAGUGAAUUUGUAAACUGUAUGAGAACUAAAAGUUAGGAAUAAAACCAUUUUCUUAUA